AUGGAGGGGUUUCUACACCAUAUGGCGCCGCAGUUUUUGCAUCCUGCACUACAGAGCUUCGGAUGUGGCGCUUUCCGGCCUAUUGGGGGUGCUUUCCACCCUCUGUACCCGGGCAAAGCCUUUGCUAGACAUCUCGGAGAGCAAUACGCGCUCGGUCAAAGCGUCGGACAAGCACUAAGGAGCGUACGCGACGACACGAGUACUCCGCCGCUGUACCGACACAGUUACACGGCGCGCGACGACACAAGCUCGCCCGGUUCUGCCGCCUCCGCCUCCCCGAGGCCCUGCAAGGAUGACGAGACACCGGCCGCGGCCACAUGCACCGACUCGCAUGAUUUCUUUUCGCCCGACGGUGAACGCAAAUCGUCUUGUGGGGUAUGCGGCGCGCGACUCGGUCCCGGCGUGGCUCAGGCGCACUUCCUGCAGGAGCUACAGCAUUUGUACAGCCUGAGCGCUCUGCCGCGGGAGACGUUGCCGCCCUCCCACGCACUUCAACACCAGGACGAGGAUGCGCGGUGGGAGACAUACCAGCGUAUUCGUGCAAAUCGGCAGCGUCGCCUCAAGCUACGUACGAGGAAACGACACCACACAGUGGAGAGUAUGCUUGGAUACGACUUAGAAGAGGAACGUCGGGAGGAGAGGCCACGCGAAUCUCGACCUUAUGAUGCCGAAGAUGAACCAGUAGACGUUGAAGGAGACUCGCUGGGCUGGCCUGAGGCGGCCAUCAAUGUUGACGAUAAAGAACAACGUCCCGACAGCGACAAGUUGCAUAUGAACUACGUUGAGGAUCUCGAAAUAUCGAGCACAAACGACGCCAUGCAGUCACCAGAACGCGUGAGGAUCGAAACUCCGAAGCCGUUGGCGUUGGAGUGCACCAAGACGUGUGAGGGCCUCGAGCGUCCGGCCGAGGUGACCACGUCCGAGCCGUGGCCGACGACCGCGACUACUGCUGCUACGGCCACAGACGCUUGGCCGACCCUCGCCGCCGAAGCGUACAUUCAGGCUACGCGCCACAAGAUUGACGGAGAAAACAUCCCGUCCUCCACAGACUCUCGCAACUAA
Messenger RNA from Bombyx mandarina (wild silkworm), 1062 nucleotides. It is a transcript of the gene tey, whose product is annotated as teyrha-meyrha. NCBI's taxonomy places the organism in Eukaryota, Metazoa, Arthropoda, Insecta, Lepidoptera, Bombycidae. Gene Ontology annotation, molecular function: ubiquitin protein ligase activity. The record is from RefSeq and is a predicted model, not a curated record. Gene Ontology annotation, biological process: protein ubiquitination.